This is a messenger RNA of Rotaria sp. Silwood1, 798 nucleotides long. The record is from the annotation of a GenBank genome assembly. Lineage: Eukaryota; Metazoa; Rotifera; Eurotatoria; Philodinida; Philodinidae.
AUGAUUGCUAGUGCAUUAACACGUAAUUCAGUUAAUCCUGUAUGGCUUAAUGCAAAUACAACAUUAACUAAUUAUCAUCAAUCAUAUUCAACAAUUAAAAAAGAAGCUGCAACACAAACAUAUAGAAUUUAUUAUCCAAGUGCAAAAGAUAUUGAUUUAAUUAUAACACAAAAUAAAAAAUUAUUAAAUGAAAAAGAAUUAAAAGAAUAUCGUCCAAUAUUAACAUCUACAAGUCCAGGAAAAGGAUAUUGGCGACAACAAUUAGAUCAUAUUUGUGCUCAUUUAAAAACUUAUGCAGUUAAUCGACCAGAUUUUCAAUCAUUGAUUGGUGAACCACAUAUGGGUAAUAUGAUUCAUGCAACUCUACAUGAAAAUGAAUAUCAAGUAACUAUACAAACAGUAUUUCGUAAACCAGAAAAUCUUUCACAAUCACCAUUUUUUAUUAAUGAAACAAAUGAAUAUUAUCCAAUAAAUAGUGAACGAAGUUCACCAUAUUCAAAUACAAUUUAUUCUGAUAGUAGACGAGGUAAUACAGCAUUAUAUGAAUGUUGUUUAUUAGGACUUGAUGGUGCUGAACCAUUAAGAAUUCUUCUCAAACAUGGAGGUGAUGCAUCUUGGUUAAAUGAUAAAAAUGAAAGUGUUAUUGAUCUAGCAGCAAAACAAAAUUGUCCAGAAUUAUUACAAGCUUUUUCUAAAUAUCAAAGUGAAAAAAUGCUUAAACAACAUAUGAAAAAUUCUUAUGAUGAUCAUACAAGAAUAAAAACUAUUCAUGAUCAUCAUUCAUCAGAAAAAUUAUAA